Molecule: messenger RNA, 980 nt
Organism: Trachymyrmex septentrionalis
Lineage: Eukaryota; Metazoa; Arthropoda; Insecta; Hymenoptera; Formicidae
Product: putative nuclease HARBI1
Exons: 4
Source: RefSeq, a predicted model, not a curated record
CUAUAAAAAUUACAGCUCCUGUAAAGAUUAUGUUAAACGUAAUUGCUAAGUACUUCAGACAGGUGUUUAAAAAACACUUUUGAAUGUUCCCCGAAACCUUUAAGAUGGUAUUAUCUUUAAUUGGCAAAGGAUUACAAGCAACGAGUGAUCAAAAACAAAUUUCUGCAAAGAAACAAUUACUUAUUUUUUUGGUAAUUGUAUUUACAUUAUGUGAUGUACCCACUGCUUUUCGAACCUUGAAGCGAGUUACAUAUACUCUUCAUUGCAUCGCAUCUCGUUUCAUCAAAUGGCCACAAGGAGAUACUGCCAUACAAGUAAUUGAACAAUUUAAAACAAAAUGUGGCUUUCCAAAUGUAAUGGGUGCUAUUGGAACGCAUAUUAAAAUCUGAGCACCAGUAAAAGAUGCUGCUUCGAACAUUAAUCGAAAAGGAUUUCCAUCUAUAAAUGUACAAGUUGUAUGUGAUUCUCGUGGCCUUUUCAUAUACUGUUACGCAGGACAAGUAGGCUCAGUACAUGAUGCUAGAUUCUUUAGAAAUUCUCCAGUGGCAUGUUUUUUGGACAUGCCAAAUGUUAAUUUUUCAAAUAACUCCCACAUUAUUAGCGAUGCUGCUUAUAGUAUUCAUCCUCAUGUGAUGGUACUAUUUAGAAACAACGGACAUCUUUCACUCAGGCAACAAAAUUUUAACUAUUGUCAUUCAGCUACCAGAAUGGAAAUAGAACGAGCUAUUAGGUUACUGAAAAUACGAUUCAGAAUUUUAUUGGAUUGUUUGCCUUUAACAGAUGUAAAGAAAAUACUGGAAUUCAUCAUUACAUGCUAUGUUCUACAUAAUAUUUGCAUUUUGAAAAAUGACGUAAUGCCAAUUGCAGUAUGCGUUGCAAAUGAGGAAAUCGGACCAAUUAAUUGUGGUGAUAUAGCUGUAAUGCGAAAUGAAAAAAGAAUAGCAAUUAUGAACACUUUACCGAUGAAAAUUGUAAAUUAA